GACCCAGUUCUACAGGGAUGCAGCUCAAUGCCAUGGAAACGAGCUAUCUUACUACAGCUUUAACAAUCAUCAUCUUCUUCUUCUUCUUCUUCCUCUACCAACAUUGGAAGAAGAAGAAGAGCGACAACGGAAGGAAAGAAGCACCCGAACCUGGCCACGGUUGGCCGAUAAUCGGCCACUUGGCACUUCUUGCCGGAGAGAUCCCCACCCAUCAAGUUCUAGGUGCCCUAGCUGAUCAGUACGGUCCCGCCAUCACCCUCCGACUCGGCCGACGCCGGACACUCUUAGUCAGCAGUUGGGAGCUCGCCAAAGAAUGCUUCACCACCAACGAUCGCUCCUUCGCAGGCCGUCCAAAGGUGCUUGCUGGCAAAUACAUAGGCUUCAACCAUGCAACUUUCGCACUUGCACCAUACAGCUCAUAUUGGCGUGAGACCCGCAAGAUCGCGGUCCUUGAGCUCUUGUCCACACGCCGGCUCGAGUCGCUCCAAGAUGUGUGGCCCACCGAGGUGGAUAUGUUCAUUAGGGAGCUGUAUGAUCUAUGGGCCAGUAAUGUAAAUGGCUCAACGGUGACGGUCGAGAUGAAGGAGAGGUUAUGGGGAUUGUCUUUUAACGUAAUUACACGAAUGGUGUCUGGUAAACGGUAUUUCGGCAGUGGGGGAGACGAUGAAGAAGCCAGACAAUUCCGGCGUGUCGCGAGCCAGGUCGUGUAUCUUUUAGGUGUGCCUGAUAUUGGAGAUGCGCUACCGUUUCUUAGGUGGUUUGACUUUCAAGGUUACGAAAAGGCAUUGAAGAAGAUCGCCUAUGAAAUGGAUUCGAUCACGGAGAGAUGGAUGAACGAGCAUCGUCGCAAGAUGGGUCCUAGCGAAAACAACGAUCGAGAUCAAGAUUUCUUCGAUGUGCUGCUGUCUUUAGGGGAGGAAGGCAAGCUUCCGGAUCAUCACCCGACGGACACUUUCAUCAAGUCACUCACAUUUACCAUGAUAACCGCAGGAUCAGACACAACAUCCAUCGAGUUGGUGUGGGCCCUCUCUUUACUAAUGAACCAUCGCGAUGCAUUGAAGCGUGCCCAAGAUGAAUUGGACAUGCAUAUAGGGCGGGAGAGACUGGUCCAAAGAUCUGAUAUUGAAAAGCUGACUUACCUCCAAGCGAUCAUCAAAGAGACAUUGCGACUAUAUCCUGCUGGCCCACUCCUAAUACCCCACGAGGCAAUCGAAGCUUGCCAAGUUGGCGGCUUCCACGUCAGGGCUGGCACGCGGCUCCUGGUGAACGUGUGGAAGAUACAUCGAGACCCACGUGUAUGGUCUGAUCCUCUGGAAUUUCGUCCAGAAAGGUUCCUGGGAAGCCACGUGGAUGUGGAUGUCUGGGGCCAGAACUUUGAGCUCAUCCCAUUCGGGUCUGGCCGAAGAUCUUGUGUGGGAAUCUCGUUGGCCCUUCAGGUAAUGCAACUUGCGCUGGCCCGUUUGUUGCACGGCUUUGAUUGGGCCACACCAAUGGAUGGUCCAGUGGACAUGACCGAGGGCUUUGCCUUCAGCCUUCCUAAGAAAGACCCACUCCUACUUCUCAUUAAGCCCAGGCUCCCUCUUAAACUAUAUGAGUAAAUUGGUGGAAGUUGUAUUACCAUACAUCUCAGUGUUUCUAUAAUAUUUUCAUGUGUGUAUUAAUGCAUUGUAAU
Messenger RNA from Magnolia sinica, 1672 nucleotides. RefSeq names its product xanthotoxin 5-hydroxylase CYP82C2-like. Bases 18 to 1598 code for a protein of 526 amino acids. Gene Ontology annotation, molecular function: iron ion binding; monooxygenase activity; heme binding. NCBI's taxonomy places the organism in Eukaryota, Viridiplantae, Streptophyta, Magnoliopsida, Magnoliales, Magnoliaceae. The record is from RefSeq and is a predicted model, not a curated record. The transcript has 2 exons. Gene Ontology annotation, biological process: defense response to other organism.